CUCGCUUGUUUCCUAUUAGAAAUACGCAUCAUGCCGUAACCCUCAACGUGGACAUCAAACGCUUCUGUCACAUACCGCAGGCUCAUAAGUGUCCUUCUCCCUUGGCGGGCGGGCCAAGGGGGAUACUCAGACGCCCUGAAGGUGCAUAAUCAUGUUUUAUCUAACUCUUCAUUUAGGCCAUGCACAUAACAAUACACGAUCUGCUCUGCGAACCCUCACUGGAACGCUCCGCCAUCGCAAAGACCUGAUACUUUACGGCGUCGAGAACGCGGCCGAGCACUUCCACUCUGAGCUAUCAUCUCUCCGUACCGAUGCAUUCUCAUCCAUCCGGACGGCUUUCGUAGGCCAACUCAUGGAGGAUACUUACCAUGCGGCAAAUAUGGAGUACGGUUCGGGCAGCGACCGGCGUCGCAAAGAUCUCAUCACGAAUCGAUUCGGCUCUCGAUCUCUUUUCGAUUCGCAUCGACGUUUCUUCAAAGACCGCUUUAGAGGCAUCGCGAACGAGCUGGAAGCUCAAGUGAAAGAGAGCGUGGAUCAACAAGUCGCCCUCAUCGAGACCGAUUUGCAGAUGCUGAGAGAUGAGAACGUCGUUUUAGAGAGUGAGAGGAACCCAGAGUUUAGGAGUAGAGUGGCGGCGGAGGUGGAUAGAGCGAGGGCGCAGUUGGACCGGAUUGGCAGAGCAGUCGAGGACGUUGUGAAUGCUGCGAGAGGGGAUGCGGAUAUGACAGGUUGAUGAAUUUGAGUGGACUGGCUCGCAGCAGCUAGCAGACAAGCGUCAUCGGAGCUUUUCUAUCGGCGCGAGCGGUGAGGCUUCCAGGCUGCAGCAGGUUCAGCCGCACAACCCAUCAACAUUCCCAUGUGC
Molecule: messenger RNA, 862 nt
Organism: Trematosphaeria pertusa
Lineage: Eukaryota; Fungi; Ascomycota; Dothideomycetes; Pleosporales; Trematosphaeriaceae
Exons: 2
Coding region: 152-733 (193 amino acids)
Source: RefSeq, a predicted model, not a curated record